This is a messenger RNA of Fusarium vanettenii 77-13-4, 1932 nucleotides long. RefSeq lists its product as uncharacterized. Bases 1 to 1932 code for a protein of 643 amino acids. The record is from RefSeq and is a predicted model, not a curated record. Gene Ontology annotation, biological process: positive regulation of transcription by RNA polymerase II; DNA-templated transcription. Gene Ontology annotation, molecular function: sequence-specific DNA binding; zinc ion binding. The transcript is spliced from 6 exons. NCBI's taxonomy places the organism in Eukaryota, Fungi, Ascomycota, Sordariomycetes, Hypocreales, Nectriaceae. Gene Ontology annotation, cellular component: nucleus.
AUGGAGGAGCAUAUACCGAGUCCGGUAUCUAUAGAGGCUAGGACAUUCGAACCGACUAAGCCAGAGCGUGGAGCUUCUACACAGUCAUCUCGCAAUUCUCCAGAGCCAGCGCCUAUUGAUCGACAAGGCCACUACGUUGGCCCUGCUUCCGGGGCGUCAUUUUUACUCAGGGUUCAGAGGAAGCUUCAACAGCACCGCUCAGCAUCCUCAUCCGACGGCUCAAUCUUCACGUUUGGCGAUCUUCCACUCCCAGAGUUUGACACCCGAUUCUUGAUCCUUCCUCCAAGAUCAGAGGCAGAUGCUCUUCUUUGCAGAUACUUUGAGUUCUCGUCGGCUACUCAUCGAUUCUUGCAUCGUCCCACGAUUGAAUCAUGGCUGCAAGAACUCUACGAGACCCAUGGGAGUAUGCGCAAUCAGACCGAUGCGAGAAGCAGGACUGCUUUACUGUUCAUGGUUUUUGCACAUGCAGAGAAUUAUCCCAAGUCCAAAGCCGGGACACUGACCGUUUGUAGUGCCCGUUUCUUUUCCGCCGCCGAGGACCAACUCUCGGCCGAGAAGGGUGCGAUACGACUCACCAGUAUCCAAGCACGUCUAGCACAAUGCCUUUAUCUCCUAUCGCACUCGCGUUUGAACCACUGCUGGAGUCUUUUUGGCACUACCGCUCACUUGAUGCUUGCGCUCGGUAUCCAUAGAAAGUCGCGCGUCGAUGCAAGCAGCCACCCAGAUUAUGUCGACCUGGAGUGUCGCAAGCGGACGUUCUGGUGCGCUUACAACUUGGACACUUAUCUAAGUGCAGCACUUGGACGGCCACGGACAUUCCACGAUGACGAUAUUGACCAGGAACUGCCUCUUUGUGUUGAUGACAAUCGACUUGCUCGUGGUCGACCAGCACCUUCACCACUGGGCACAACCCAAUCCAUCAUGUCGGGUUCCAUUGCGCAUAUCAAGCUAUCCCGCAUCGUGGCCAAGAUCCUAAGGGAUCUCUACGGCAUCCGCCAACCAUCAACCGAAAGCCAAUACAAGCUCGCCGCUAAGUACGCAAAGGAGAUUGACAACUGGCACAGCGGCAUCUCUUACCUCGUUGACACUGAUGGCAUCGAUCCAUCUCUAUUCCAGCCCAUCUUUCUUCGGCAGCGAAAUGUCUUGAACUUGGCGUGCUGGCAUGCGCAGAUCUUGGUCCACCGCCCAUUCUUGCUCAACAAUUUCGCCAGCCUUGCUAAUCUAGGGACCACGAGAAAUUCUCGAAGUCGUCAAAAUUCUGAGCUUACGCAUGAACAUGUUCAACGUUGUUUGGAGGCUGCCAUGAAUAUUGUGGCUAAGAUCGACGACCUUCACUCAAAUGGACUACUGUAUAACACAUUCUGGUUCUCGCACUACUUUGCCUUUUCCGCCGUCGUCAUGCUAUAUGUCUACGCAAUCCAACAGCGACAUGCACCUCCAGAAACCUACCUCCCAGCAUUCCACGCAGCAACCAAAUGCCAAGCACAGAUAACUUCAAUCGCCAUUCCUGGCUCCUUAGGUCAGCGAUAUGGUGUUGUUCUCCAAGAGCUGCGAGUCGAGCUUCUGAGACACAAUACCAAUUUGCUGGACCUGGGCUCGACGAACGGCGGGAGCGCUGCUGGUGGUUCCGCAAGCAUGCGCAAUGGAGAAGAGGGGCUGCUUGGAUCAUACACGAACCAAGACAUACUUGACCUUGGGCCCCAAGGCAUCGGAUUUGCACCCGGCGCUGAGGACCUCACCGGCCAGCUGGGUUUAGCUGGACAGGAUGGUCUUGGGUUUUCCGAACAUAGCCCAGGGAGCUCUAUCGUGCAGAUGACGGGAUGGGGACAGUUUGAAUCACUGGUCACAGGCGGUGUUGGCGGUAUCGAGGCAUUCCUUGAUGGGCACAUGGGAGGAUGGAAUUUGGGGAUGGGUGAGCAACUGGAUACCUGA